Molecule: messenger RNA, 2026 nt
Organism: Lolium perenne
Lineage: Eukaryota; Viridiplantae; Streptophyta; Magnoliopsida; Poales; Poaceae
Product: LRR receptor-like serine/threonine-protein kinase IOS1
Biological process (GO): protein phosphorylation
Molecular function (GO): protein kinase activity; ATP binding
Source: RefSeq, a predicted model, not a curated record
GCUCCGCGGUGCCCAUGAACGUUCUCCAGACAGCCAUUACUGCUGUCGGCAAUGGCACGGUGCUAAACGUCUGGGCAUGGAGAACGAACAAAGGAUCUUCAAUGCUCGGGGUGAUCCUGUACUUCAGCGACUUCCAAAAUAGCCAGUUACGACAGUUCAACGUUUACUUGAACGAUGAACUGCUCGCCGCCAACUACAGCCCCCCGUACCUAUCUGCUUCUAGUGUGCAGUCUGGCUGGUCCAAGACUACCGACGGCACGUAUAAUAUCACUCUUGGAGCCACCAAUAACUCUCUGCCCCCGAUGAUCAAUGCAUUUGAGGUAUACACCCUCAUCCCAAACAGCAGCCCGAGGACAUUCUCCAAGGAUUUCGAUGCAAUGAUGGCCAUAAAAUACGAGUAUGGAGUAAAUAAAAACUGGAAUGGUGAUCCAUGUUUCCCGCCCAACUAUGCAUGGAAUGGUGUGAAAUGUAGCAAUUCAACUGGCAACACUACGAGGAUAAUCUCUCUGGAUCUGUCCAACAGUACCUUGACAGGGUCUAUAUCUAACAACUUCACGUUGCUCACAGAACUCCAAUUAUUGGAUUUGUCUCACAAUAGUUUGAACGGCCCUAUUCCAUAUACCCUCUGUAAAAAGAAUGGAGGACCACUCGUUUUUAGAUCUGAAUCUGGCGAAGAUAUGUGCAAUAAAACAAUGAGUCCACCUCCAUCAAAAAAUAUAAAAACUAUAUUGUCCAUUUCCAUCGUGGUUCCCCUGGUUGUAGUGGCUCUACUUGUUCUUUCAUAUUUGAUCUGGAGAGGAAAGCGAAGGCCCAAAAUAUCUAUGCAUGAUCCUCAUAAAGAGUCAGAGCUUCAGAGUGUUCCGGGAAGUACAAAAAUUCAUGGGAAUCACCUGCAAAGUAUUGAGAAUCGUCAAUUCACGUACAAGGAGCUGGAGAAUUUUACUAAUAAGUUCGAACGGUUCCUUGGAAAAGGAGGUUUUGGGCUCGUGUACUACGGUCGCUUGGAAGAUGGUAGUGAGGUUGCUGUCAAGAUGCGUUCUGAAUCAUCGUCGCAUGGGCUUGAUGAGUUCUUAGCCGAGGUUAAUAGCUUGACAAAGGUGCAUCACAGGAAUCUAGUUUCUUUGGUUGGUUGCUGCUGGGAGAAAGAUCACUUAGCACUGGUUUAUGAGUACAUGUCUCAAGGCAAUCUUUGGGAUCAUCUAAUAGGAAAUAAUUGUGACGAAACCUUGGAUUGGGCAACACGUGUACGAGUUGUUCUUGAAGCUGCGCAAGGCCUAGAUUACCUGCACAAAGGAUGCAGCUUUCCAAUCAUUCACAGGGAUGUGAAGACCGGCAAUAUCCUGUUAGGUCAAAAUAUGCGGGCAAAAGUAGCUGAUUUUGGACUUUGUAAAACAUAUAUUAGUGAAAUACAGACUCACGUAUCAACUAACGCGGCUGGAACACCAGGUUACUUCGACCCAGAGUACUUCCAAACUGGCAGGCUCACUGAGAGCAGCGAUGUUUAUAGCUUUGGUGUUAUUUUACUGGAGAUAGUUACUGGCGAGACUCCGAUGAUGCCAGGCCAUGGACAUAUUAUUCAGCGUGUGAAACAGAAGAUCGCCACUGGUAACAUCAGCUCGGUUGCCGAUGAGCGGCUCAGCGGUAACUAUGAGGUUACCUCCAUGUGGAAAGUAAUCGACACCGCCAUGGCAUGUACAGCAGAUACUUCUGAUCGUAGGCCAACAAUGGCCACCGUGGUGGCACAGUUGAAGGACAGCCUGGCAUUGGAGGAAGCCCGCGAGGAUAGUGGCAUCAGGGUAAGCCCCGCAAGUGAUAGUACUACAGCCUUGAUGUCCACAUCUGGUCCCUUGGCAAGAUGAAGCUGGGACUAUAACUGAACAAGUUUUAUGCCAUCGUUGAUGGUUCUGUAAUAAUUAUAUUUCCUGGCAGAAACAAGAUGGGUAUGUAUUACAACGGCGUAUAUUGUUUUGUCUCUCUGAAUUAUCCUCGCGUUAAGGAAAACUAGUGUGUGUUUUGUGUAUACAAA